CUGAACUCAAAUUCAAAUGCAGAAAUACAAGUAUAUUUAACACUUUCUCAGGAUAAAAGCAGACUAUUUUAUAAUAAUUAUACCCAGUUCAUUGUCAGAAACAUGUAUACCAUUCUUAAAGCAUCAAAGAGAAGACAAAUUUGAUAAUUUACUACGACCUGAACGAGUUCAACGUUUCAAUUCUAUUAGUGGUGAAUUUGAGAUGCUUGAAUAUGUUAAACCAAAUCGUAGUGCCCUCUGUUCCGUGGAUUUUUCAACAGAUGUGAGAGGAAAAGUUUUAAAUAUUGCCGUUGACGAGUUGAGUCCGUACUUGAUAUUCGAAGACAAUAAGACGAAAGUAACUGGAUUUUUUGGAGAUGUUUGGACUAUAGUACAAGAAGCACUGAAAUUUAGAAAUGUCAAAAUAAAAUUAUGUAGAUCAAUCUACCACUCAUCCUAUGAAUAUUCAAUUUUGAAAACUGGAGAGUUUGAUGCUUUACUUACAGCGUCAUUAAUGAAAUUUCCAACUACAGCAUAUUAUGCACAUAGCACAGUUAUAGGAGAAAAUUCGUAUUCACUAUUUGCACUUUCGGAAGGUAGUACCGUUUCAAAGUGGUGGUAUACCCGUAUAUUUGACACGCACGUUUGGAUUUUGUCAACUAUUUUUGUGAUUGUCUUAACGCUAGUUAUGAUUGGUAUUCAUAAUGUAAAGAAAAAUUGGUGUAAACAAAUUGAAUACUGCAACGAAUUUAGUUUUCCGACCUUCACUUUACUUUGCAUUCUUGGAGCAACGAGUGGUCAAGGAUUUCAGAAUCUACCACGUUCAUGGUCACUGAGAUUGUGUGCACUUACAGCACUCAAUAUGGGGAUGCUGCUUUCGUGUGGCUUUAAUAGUACCCUAACGUCAUAUUUGGCUUCUCGUGUGCCUUACGUUGGCAUGAGUAAUCUUGAAGAUGUCUGGAAUUUGGGAACUCAUUCGCUUUGCGUAAGAAACAAAAGUCUUGCCUACGAUGAAUUAAUGGGGGCUAUAAUAAAAAGCAAUAAUCCGGCCGAUGUAAAGAAAAAAUGGAGGAAAUUAUUAAACCGAAAUUGUCCCAAUAUGGAAAAUGAGAUAGAAGUGAGAGAUAUGCUUUGUCGAUCAGGAUUUGUUUAUGUUGAAGCAUCGGAUGUAUUUUUAAAAGAAUAUCAACAUGUUCGUCAUAAAUGUCAGAUUGUAAAAAUUCCUGGCACUUAUUGGAACUCAAAGAUAUCUUUUCUACAUUAUAGAGGUUCAAAAUAUCGAAAAACUAUCAAUAAAUACUUAUUACGUCUGCGAGGUAUUUUAAAAUACUUAGAAAAUAAAUGGAUUUUUCAUCCGAAUCUAAAACACGUACAAUUUAAUCAAUUUCAGACAGUCGAAUUGGGUCAUGUACAACUAUUAAUUAUUGGACUAAUUAUUAUGAUAAUUUUCAGUGUUGUUAUUUGUAUUUUUGAAAAUUUAUGGUUU
Messenger RNA from Ceratosolen solmsi marchali, 1465 nucleotides. RefSeq lists its product as uncharacterized. The record is from RefSeq and is a predicted model, not a curated record. NCBI's taxonomy places the organism in Eukaryota, Metazoa, Arthropoda, Insecta, Hymenoptera, Agaonidae. The annotation marks the transcript as partial. The transcript has 8 exons.